Purpureocillium lilacinum is the source of this 603-nucleotide messenger RNA. RefSeq lists its product as uncharacterized. Lineage: Eukaryota; Fungi; Ascomycota; Sordariomycetes; Hypocreales; Ophiocordycipitaceae. The record is from RefSeq and is a predicted model, not a curated record.
AUGAACUUCAUCAUCAAGUCCGCUCUUGUCGCCUCUGCCGCCCUGGCUCUUACUGCCAGCGCUGCCCCGGCUCCUUCUUGCCCGCCAGGCACCGUCCCUGCCUUGAGCAACUACGGCGUCCAAACGACCCCUGACAACGUUUGCGUCGUGCCUGGCACUUGCUACUACGAUCCGAGGGGAAACUGCGCUGGCUUCGACGGCACCUUUGGAUGCGCCGCCGAUGGCUGGUGCUGCCAGGGCACCGAUCUCACCUCCGCGAAGAAUGGCAAUGUUUGCGUCAACCCGACCGUUGGCCAGGCAAACCAAGAGCCUCCCCCUUCCAACGCCGCCAUCAAGGCACGAGACGGUACCGCGUCUUGCCCCCCUGGGACCAUCGCCGCAAAGAGCGACUACGCAGCUCAGACAUCCGCCGAUGACGUCUGUGUUACGCCAAAGACGUGUUAUCCUGCCAGCGGGGCCAACUGUGCUGGUCAAGAUGGCGUCUUCAGCUGCGCAAUCAAUGGGUGGUGCUGCCAGGGAACUGAUCUCACCGCUCCGAAGAACGGCAAUGUCUGUGUUGAUGCUACGGUUGGGCAGGCUAAUCAGCAGCCCAACUCUAUCUGA